This is a messenger RNA of Hydra vulgaris (swiftwater hydra), 1364 nucleotides long. Lineage: Eukaryota; Metazoa; Cnidaria; Hydrozoa; Anthoathecata; Hydridae. The record is from RefSeq and is a predicted model, not a curated record.
UAUACUUAAUUUAUAUAAUGGCUUGUAAUAUUAAGCUAAAAAAAAUACUUUGGGCAAGGGUUGUGUGGCAAGAAAAUGAAAAUUCCUUUUUUGAAGAUGUGCUUCCUGCAAAUUGGAUCAAUGAAGAAAUGGGUGUUGUUUUUUGGCCUUCUACAAUGUCAGUUCAGAGGGCCAUUUCUGAAAAUAUUGAGGUUGACCAUGAAUCAUGGAGAAAGUUUAAAUGGUUAAAAACAAAAAUUGUAGAUGAAGAUAGACAGUUGUGCAAUGACUUUAAUUUUACAUCUUGCGGUGAGCAAGUUACCACUGAUGAUGAAUUUAGCAAUCAAGUGACCUCAGGAAUCAGCAAAGAUGUCCCUAUUUUACUACCAAAACCUCCUUCCUCCUACAAACUGUCAAUCGACAUCCUCAAAGAAAAUAAAACAGAAACUGUAGCCAUCAUCAAUGACAAUGCUUCAUUUUUAGAUAAAACAGUAAAAGAUCUGACACUACAUUCAGAUGCAACAUCUGAUGAUGAUGAGAUAGUAGAUUUUAUUCGAUUAAAUAAAAAAAGAAAUAUAAACUCUCAAUCACCAAGUCACCAUGCUGGGGCUAAACCAAACAAAAAGUCAAAAAAAGAAAAGCAACAGUUUCCUAUGGAAGAAGAAAGUCAGUCUCAAUCUACAAGUCACCAUGCUGUUACUAAACGCAAAAAAAAGUCAAAAAAAGAAAAGCAACAGUUUCCAUUGGAAGAAGAAAGUCAGUCUCAAUCACCAAGUCACUGUACUGUGACUAAAUGUGACAAAAAGUCAAAAAAAGAAAAGCAACCGUUUCCAAUGGAAAAAGGAAAGUAUCAACGCAAGUCGCUUCGGUAUCUUGUUGAAAUUAGAGAUCUUCUUUCAAAAUUAGUAGAGGUUAAGGACCCAGAAAAUAGUAAAUUUCAUAUCGAAAAAAUUAAUAACUCUGACCAACUCGAUGAACUAGAAGAAGUUAUCAAGGAUGAUGUGCAGCGAAAAGCAAUUUUAUCUAAACUGAAGAAUAUUGGUGGUGUGGAUAUGGCAGAGUGUACCAGAAAUAUGUUGGGAAAAUUAUUUUCCGUAAACCUGAUGGCGAAUAUGAACAUUAAAGGGAGUAAACGUAAAGGCAGAGAAAACAAAAUAUCGUUUGAAAACCUUAAGUUAAAGGACGUUAUGUUUGAAGCGUUACAAGACAGGUAUACCGUUAGUGAAAAAGAAUUAUUUAGAGUUGUCGGGAAUAAACUAAAGAAUGCACCAGGAAGAUUGAACCAUUCCAUUGAUAUCUAACAUUUAUAUUAUAUUAUAUGUAUAUAGUUUAUGUUAUAGUAUAUAGUUACUUUUUUUAAAUAAAUAAACAAUAAUAUUAUACAA